AUGGCCUUGCCAACCGCAUGGAACGUUUAUGAUAAAUCUACUUUUUUAGAUGUCGAUAUUGAAGGGCUUAGAGUAGCUUACACAGACCACGAUGGAAGUAGAAAUCCUGCCGCAAUAAGGUCAAAUUUUCCUAUUGCUCCGAAAUGUGGAUUAUUUUAUUUUGAAGUUACCAUUGUAAAUGAAGGAGACAAUGGAAAUAUCGGAAUUGGACUGUGCACAAAAACAGCUAAUUUAAAUGCGAUGCCUGGAUGGGAAGAUGGCUCUUGGGGUUACCAUGGUGAUGAUGGAAAAUGUUUUCACUCGUUAGGAGUUGGUAGAGUGUAUGGGCCGUUGUUUACUACUGGUGAUACUAUUGGAUGUUGCUUGAAUUUUCUAUACAAUACGGUAUUUUACACGAAAAAUGGAGUGCAUCUUG
Acaulospora morrowiae is the source of this 415-nucleotide messenger RNA. The record is from the annotation of a GenBank genome assembly. Lineage: Eukaryota; Fungi; Glomeromycota; Glomeromycetes; Diversisporales; Acaulosporaceae.